AUGGAACACGACAUUGUUCCUCGUAUGAUGCUAUCUCCUAAGAUAUCAAUUCAACAACAUCUACCUAGUAUUCUCAAAUUCUUCCAACAACAAGUCAACGUCAUUGAUGAUAAGCCCCACAAAAGUCGAAAGUUGAUCUUUAGCAAAUCGGGUCCGGGAAAACGGGCGGCUGAAGAUCGGUCGAUAGGAGACGAUGAAGGUGUUAAGUUCUUUGAGAAUGUAAUAAUAAAUGCAUCAACAGUUGCAAGUCAUGUUGCAUUUGAGCUCAUGGAACCUACAAAUUCUCUAAUGGAGAAGCUAUCGGUUGACUUUGUAAAAGUCUCUCCGUAUAGACCAUCGGGUUUUUACGUGUUUUGCACUAGCCCUUCACAACAGCAGUUUCGGGUGGAAAACCCGAAUGCUGUUCUACAGUUACUGUUUUAUUUCUUACAGUUAACCGACGAAAGUCAAAAUCUGGUUGAUUUUUCGUUGAAAAGUUUAAAUGAAAGUUUUAGUUAUGAAGGACAAGUGAAGAACUUGUUACAGUUGGAAACCUUGAUCGACCUGAAAGACCUCAACGACCACUUGUUGACUCCUAACGGUAGUGCAGGUGAUGUGGUUAGUUCAAGUAACCUAGCUCUAUUCGAACUGAGUGCAAGUGCAAGAUGCUGUUUAAUAGCUGCUGAAGAGGCGGAGAAUAGGAAGAAAGAAAACGAGAAGGUGAUCGAUAAGUCGAUGAAAAAAUACGCAACACCGGAAGAGAAGAAAAAGAAUAGAAAUCGAACUGAGCUUAAGUUCAUCGAGGAUAUUCUGGAUGAACUCCGUGAGUACAAAAAAAAGCACACUGAUUACUACGAAGCCUUCAAGCUUCAAAAGGAGCACGACGUCGACUUCUUGGUUAAUGUAGACAGGCUGAAGCUGGCUAAAAUAUUUGACGAAAUUGUGGAGAUGGUGAUGCGUGAUGAUCUUCCUAAUGAAUUUGAAGGUCGGGACGAGUGGGUGAAGGUAGGGACGGAGUUCAGGCGACUGUUUGAGCCUUUAGAUAUUGGAAAUUAUUAUCGCCACUCAAAAGGAGAUGAUAACAAUAAAGUUUAUAUGGAUGUUAGACCAAAAAGGUACAAGUUUACACAGCGCUGGUAUGAGCAUGCAAAUGGGAUGGGGUUUGAGUUGGUUUCGGAGACUAAUUUUGUUGCACUACUUGAAGAAAUGAAGAAGGAGGCGGAGGAGACUAAGAAGAAGCCGAUUGACAUGGUUAAAGAGGAAUUCCAAAGUCUGGAGAAACAAGUUCGCAACUGGAUUUCUGACCACAAAAUACGAAUAGAGGAUGAUGAUGAUGUAUUUUGGGGAGAAUCUUUUUUCUCUGUGUUGCGGGGAAAACUCGGAUAAACACCACACCUACGCCCACACCCAUGAAAAAGGAACAAAAUGUACAUAAUCUUAACCUUUCCAUAUGAUUACUUAAUAAGGGUGACUGGGCGAGUGUAAUAUGUGAGUGAGUGUGUUUGAUAUUUUAUGUAUAGCAUCCUUACUAUAAUUGAUUUACGC
Molecule: messenger RNA, 1524 nt
Organism: Lactuca virosa
Lineage: Eukaryota; Viridiplantae; Streptophyta; Magnoliopsida; Asterales; Asteraceae
Source: the annotation of a GenBank genome assembly